Rotaria sordida is the source of this 468-nucleotide messenger RNA. Lineage: Eukaryota; Metazoa; Rotifera; Eurotatoria; Philodinida; Philodinidae. The record is from the annotation of a GenBank genome assembly.
AUGGAGAUUGAUUCUAGCAACGGUUAUGGUGAUCGUCGUUUUGAUACUAGUCACAAGCGAAAGUACGUAUUAGCUAUUAAAGGUAUUCCAUAUGAAAUUGAUCCAAUCGUUGCAUUUUAUGACAAUAAAGAAUUUUCUAAACUUUCUUCUCUUCAUCGUAUUCCAGUAUUUACAGAUGAUAAAGUUACAUUAUGUGAUUCAUCUGUUAUAUGCCAAUAUUUAGAAGAUUGUUAUCCAAGUUGUAAUUUUGUUUCAAUAUAUCCAAAUGAUAUUGUAAAUCGAGUUAAAGUAAGAUGCGAUCAAACAAUAACUGAUCGUUCAUUAAAUAUAAAAAUUUCAAAAGUGUUACAAUAUUUUGAAGAAAAUGUUCCAAAAGAAGGUUAUAUGUUUGGUAAAAAUCAUAUGACCGUUGCUGAUAUUAGUAUAGCAUGUUUCUUUCGUAAUUUAUUUAUGGUUAUGCUAAAUUGA